Molecule: messenger RNA, 1929 nt
Organism: Pseudophryne corroboree (corroboree frog)
Lineage: Eukaryota; Metazoa; Chordata; Amphibia; Anura; Myobatrachidae
Product: beta-1,3-galactosyl-O-glycosyl-glycoprotein beta-1,6-N-acetylglucosaminyltransferase 7-like
Exons: 3
Coding region: 102-1391 (429 amino acids)
Cellular component (GO): membrane
Molecular function (GO): acetylglucosaminyltransferase activity
Source: RefSeq, a predicted model, not a curated record
ACCACAGUUGCCAGUGCUUUAUUUGAAAUAAACUUUCUUUCUUUCUUUCCCAUGUAGGAUUUCCAACAAAGGAUGUUAAAUAAUUUGUGGGAGGGAAAACCAUGAGCUUUCUAUGUUGUACAAAGUCAAGCUUUGUGUUAUGUGCCGGCCUCUGUAUUGUCUUGUUAGCAAUUAAUAGCAUUAAUCAGCAAGAGGAGCGGAUGGACGUUGAAAAAGAAGUCAAGGAAUGCGGCUUUUAUCCAGGAGAACUGUGCAGAGCACUGUUUGAGGGGAAGCCCGCAGCUCUGGUGGUGGGGAAUUUCUGCCAGGAUGCUCUGCUUCUGCCCAGAAACAAGGAGCUUGUCAAUCUUCAGUCUACAAGCAACUGUUCCACCAUGAUACAAGAGCUACACUUUAUAACAAAGCCGCUGUCUGAAGAGGAAGCAGGCUACCCCCUGGCUUAUAUCAUAACCAUACACAAAAAGUUGGACAUGUUUGUGAAACUUUUAUCCGCCAUCUAUGCUCCUCAGAAUGUCUACUGCAUACACAUUGACCAAAAGUCCCCCAAGGUAUACAGCCAAGCUGUGCAGAGGCUGGCCAGCUGCUUCCGAAACGUUUUUAUAUCUUCAAGACAGGAGACUGUUGUGUACGCAGGUAUUUCACGCCUACAAGCGGAUAUCAACUGCAUGGAGGACCUAGUACGCUCCGAUGUUCCAUGGAAGCAUGUUAUCAAUGUUUGUGGGCAAGACUUUCCUAUUAAAACUAACAGAGAAAUUGUACAGUAUCUAAAAAGCAAAUGGAACGGCAGAAAUCUGACGCCAGGUGUGAUACAGCCGCAGCAUAUGAAAUACCGGACACGAUUCACUUACAAAGAAUUUGUUCACAUGGAAAAGUCAUAUGUAUAUCCAACCAAAGAAGAGAAAGAAAGUCCACCUCACAACAUCACCCUGUACUUUGGUACAGCUUAUUACGCCCUCACAAGGGACUUUGUGCUGUUUGUAAUAUCAGACAAGCGUGCAAAAGAUCUUCUUGAGUGGUCAAAGGACUCGUACAGUCCAGAUGAGCACUACUGGGUGACUCUUAACAGGAUGAAAGGUGUCCCAGGCUCCACACCCAAUGCUGGAUGGGAGGGGAACAUCAGAGCUAUUAAAUGGAGGGAUCAGCAGGGGGUCUCCCACUCUGGUUGCAAUGGCCAUUAUGUCCGAGACAUCUGUGUAUAUGGACUUGGAGACCUGCAGUGGCUGACUAAAUCACCUCAUUUAUUUGCUAACAAAUUCGAUCCAAGCCAAUAUCCACUAGUCACCGACUGCUUGGAAAGACAUUACAGGCUUAAAGUUCUAAAGGAAGCAGAUGUGCCUAUGGAAAAGAACUGGUAUUUUGAAGACGAGUAUUCCAAGAGGACAGAAACAUGACAACAGACACAAAGAUAUCCUGCAAUACAUGCAGUCCAAAAUGAAAACAUGUCCGAGUUUCCAGGAGGAAUGCAAUACUGUAUUUGACUAAGUGACAAUGUGCAAAUUACAGACUGAUUUGGAACAUGUUGACUAUUUGCAUGGGAGAUCGUGUAGGACAUGUACAGAACAUGAGAUGUUGUAAUGAAAGCUAUACAUGAUCAGCUCUCAAGAGUAAUAGUAUUUCUGUAACUUUCUCUGCAACAUGCUAAUAAAGUGAAGAUCAUACAGCAGAGCCUGGCCGACAUCUGCAUCCAUGCAUUUUCCAAGCAAGCUAACCUACAAUUAGAACACAUAUGUAGAUAUCAAUGCAGGACAGGGGCUCGACUUAUUCGCUUUAUUACAUACCCUUUAGAGUCAUACAUACAAGUUCAGUGAGAUGUUUCCAACAGAAGGAGGAAGGUAAUUGGCCUGAGUGGGCACCUUUUAUUUUAUAUACUAGUGUACUCCAUACUUUAAUACAAUGGUCUCAAAUAAAGAGUGGUGCCAUGCGAGUUCU